AUGGCAACGACCAAAAUGCACACAUUUUACCCAACUCAAUCGAAGACAUGCCUCCCACAGGAAGUUGAGGCAGUUACCACAAGUGACGGUCAGCACCCAAUAGAUAUAACGACAGAAAAGCGUAUUACCCGCAAACUGGACCUCCACAUUAUUCCAUGGUUAUUCUUCAUGUGGUUCUUCGGAUCCCUAGAUCGAGCGAACAUUGGCAACGCCAGUAUUGCCGGUCUCUCCAAGGACUUGAAAUUGGAAAAUGUCCAGUUCAACGUGGCGCUCUUGAUUUUCUACAUCCCUUACGUCGUCAUUGACAUACCGUCGAACUUGGUGAUCAAACAUUUUCAAGCGGGCUACUAUCUCCCAGCUCUUAUCAUUGUCUGGGGACUUACCUGCACAUGCAUGGGAUUUGUCAAAUCUUAUGGAGGUCUUAUCGCCGGUCGCGCAAUUCUGGGCAUGUGUGAAGGCGGACUCAUAGGCGGGAUACUAAUCUAUCUUGCCCUGUUCUACCGGCGACAGCAAUUGCUGACCAGGGUCGGGCUCUUCGCAAGUGCCGCUCCACUUGCAAUUGCUUUCGGUGGACUAUUGGCAACGGGGUUGUCCAAAAUAUCUUGUGGAGGAUACAACGGUUGGCCGUGGAUCUUCUUCGUCGAGGGGGCCAUCACAGUAGCCUACGGCAUCCUUACGCUCUUUUUCUUGCCACAUACACCUGCACAGGCAAAAUUCUUCAACGCGCAAGACCGAGACGUUGCCGUUCGCCGCAUGAAAGAGGACGCGGACGGCGCCAUGGCGGCUGAUGAAGCGGGCGAUGAGCAUUUCAAAUGGCAUUGGGUUCGCAUGGCACUGAAAAGCCCCAACACCAUUAUUUGCUCCCUAGGAUGGUUUUUCUUGCUUAUCUCGAUCUAUAGUUAUGCGCUUUUCCUGCCGACCAUCAUUCAUGAACUUGGCUAUUCCGCGGUCCACGCACAGCUGCUUACCGUGCCGCCAAACAUUUGUGGUUUUGUCGCCAUCUUGGUUCUCUCAACCUGGUCUGAUAAGGUCAAGGCUCGGGGCCCGUUCAUUGUCGGUGGUUGUAUUCUUGCCAUCGCCGGGUACAUCAUGCUUCUGGCUGCGGAGAGUCCAGCAGUGAAAUACGGUGGAACGUUUUUGAUCGCGACCGGCGUCUAUCCAGGAACUCCGAUUGUCCAGGGCUGGCUGGCCAACAACCUAGCACCACAUUAUGUUCGGGCCACGGGAAUAGGUUUUCAAGUCACCGUCGCCAACUGUGCCGCCUUCAUCGCCACAUUUGCGUAUUUAUCCAAGGACGCACCUCGAUUUGUCCUUGGGCAUAGCAUCUCUAUUGGCGGGCUUGGUCUCUGCAGUAUUACAACCCUUCUGGGAAUGGGUUAUUGUCGAUGGGAAAACGCACGGCGAGAGAAUGGUGAAAGGAACCAUCGACUGAGUGAGGAGCGAGUGGACCUACUCGGCCAUCGCCAUCCCAGCUUCCGCUACACUAUCUAG
Messenger RNA from Fonsecaea multimorphosa CBS 102226, 1491 nucleotides. RefSeq lists its product as uncharacterized. Gene Ontology annotation, cellular component: membrane. Gene Ontology annotation, molecular function: transmembrane transporter activity. The transcript has 9 exons. The record is from RefSeq and is a predicted model, not a curated record. The coding region runs from base 1 to 1491 and encodes 496 amino acids. Gene Ontology annotation, biological process: transmembrane transport. Lineage: Eukaryota; Fungi; Ascomycota; Eurotiomycetes; Chaetothyriales; Herpotrichiellaceae.